AUGCGUGCGGUGGUGGAUGAGAUGAGACGGAUUUGGUGUAAUCCGAGUGUUUUGCUUCUUAGUUGGGUUCGGCAAAGUUUCACUGCUGCUUUGCUUGAAGCUGCUGUAGUUUUGGGGGCAGUUCUUGGAGGUAGAUGUGAUGAAGAUGUGGAAAGGUUGAGGAAAUUUGCAAGGUAUAUUGGGCUUUUGUUUCAGGUUGUGGAUGACAUUCUUGAUGUGACAAAAUCAUCUAAGGAAUUAGGGAAGACUGCAGGAAAAGAUUUGUUGGCUGAUAAAGUCACUUAUCCAAAGUUGAUUGGAAUAGAGAAAUCAAAGGAGUUUGCAGAGAAAUUGAGAAGUGAUUCAUUGGAGUUGCUCCAAGGAUUUGAUUCUGAGAAAGCUGCCCCUUUGAUUGCUUUGGCUAAUUACAUAGCUUACAGGCAAAACUAACUCUUUUGUUUUUGUUGUUGUAUAAUUCUUAUUCUUGUUGGUUGACGAAAAGGCCUUGAUUUGAUGCUUCUUGUUAUGUUUGAUACAGAAGGCUUUGUGAAAGAAGCAGGAGAAAUAGUUCUAAUGUUGGAUGUAUUCUUCUACAAGGAUGAUAAUGAUAGAAUAUCGUUUUUCUCUUUGUUGCUGUAAUUUAUAUUAUAUAGAAUUCCCAUUAAAUUGGGAUUUAAUUGUUAGUUCUUCCUCAAUUGUUGGUCUUAUGAGUUCUUACAUGUAUGGUGAUCUCUAUAAAGAAUAGUUGUAUGGAAUUGGGUGUUUGAAUUUGGAAAAUUUUCAUUACUGUCCACGGCUUAUGUAUGCUAUUGCAGAUUUUAGUUUAUCAAGGGACAGAUUAGACAUAUUUUGUGACAAAUUGCCUGCUGUAACACUGCCUUUGCCGAUCCUUCCCCAUUUACUUGUAGGAUACUAUCAAGUUAACAAAUGCAUCUUGAUCGAUGCAGUUCAAUGAAAUGAAAAUUUUCAGGACAAAGCUUGUACUGCUCUAAUGUUAUAUUCAAAUUACUUAUUGGAUAUAUUUUUGAAAUGUU
This is a messenger RNA of Gossypium raimondii (Peruvian cotton), 1013 nucleotides long. Its product is annotated as geranylgeranyl pyrophosphate synthase, chloroplastic. The coding region runs from base 1 to 429 and encodes 142 amino acids. Lineage: Eukaryota; Viridiplantae; Streptophyta; Magnoliopsida; Malvales; Malvaceae. Gene Ontology annotation, molecular function: geranylgeranyl diphosphate synthase activity. The record is from RefSeq and is a predicted model, not a curated record. Gene Ontology annotation, biological process: isoprenoid biosynthetic process. The transcript has 2 exons.